AUUUGGCUGUCUUCACACAAUUAAUCACCACAGAGGGAUUUGUGCAGAAUGGGCAAGAAAAUAAUUCACUACUGCUCACAAUGUGGGAAGAGUUUUGCCACGCCGAAUAUUCUCAAAAAACACACGUACAUUCACACAGGAGAGAAACCAUAUUGCUGUUCACAAUGUGGACAGAGUUUUAGACAACUAAGUAACUUAAACAGACAUAAGUUUAUUCACUCAGGAGUAAAGUCGUAUCAGUGCUCAGAGUGUGAAAAAAGUUUUGCUUGCAGUUGGUAUCUCAAAAAACAUGAGCGCAUUCACACAGGAGAGAAGCCUUAUUGCUGUUCACACUGUGGGAAGGGUUUUAGAAACGCAAAUGAUUUAAAAGUCCAUGAGCGCAUUCACACAGGACUGAAGCCAUAUGUUUGCUCACACUGUUGCAAGAAUUUUGGAACAUCAAGUGAAUUAAAAACCCACGAGCGCAUUCACACAGGAGAGAAGCCAUAUCAGUGCUUACUCUGUGGGAAGAGUUUUACAAAUUCAAGUGGUUUGAAAACUCAUCAACACAUUCACACAGGAGGGAAACCAUAUCACUGCUCACACUGUGGGAAGAGAUUUACAAAUUCAAGUAGUUUAAAAAGUCACCAACGCAUUCACACAGGAGAGAAGCCGUAUCAGUGCUCACACUGUGGGACGAGAUUUACAAAAUCAAGUGGUUUGAAAACUCAUCAACGCAUUCACACAGGAGAGAAGCCGUAUCAUUGCUCACAAUGUGGCAAGAGAUUUACACAAUCAGGUGGUUUGAAAGUUCACCAAUGCAUUCACACAGGAGAAAAGCCUUAUUGCUGCUCACACUGUGGGAAGAGUUUUACACAAUCAUGUAGUUUAAAAAGUCACCAACGCAUUCACACAGGAGAGAGGCCCUAUCAAUGCUCACAGUGUGAGAAGGGUUUUAGAAAUUCAAAUGAUUUAAAAAUCCACCAGCACAUUCACACAGGACUGAAGCCAUAUGUUUGCUCACACUGCGGGAAGAGUUUUAGACAUUCAAAAGAUAUAAAAUCUCAUGAACGCAUUCACACAGGAGAGAAGCCAUAUCAGUGCUCACAAUGUGGGAAGAGAUUUACACAAUCAAGUAGUUUAAAAAUCCACCAGCACAUUCACACAGGAGAGAGGCCCUAUCAGUGCUCACAGUGUGGGAAGAGAUUUACACAAUCAAGUAGUUUAAAAAGUCACCAACGCAUUCACACAGGAGAGAAGCCGUAUCAGUGCUCACAUUGUGGGAAAAGAUUUACACGAUCAAGUGGUUUGAAAUCUCACCAACGAAGUCACACAGGAGAGAAACCAUAUUGCUGUUCACAAUGUGGACAGAGUUUUACACAACUAAGUAACUUAAACAGACAUAAGCUUAUUCACUCAGGAGUAAAGCCGUAUCAGUGCUCAGAGUGUGAAAAAAGUUUUGCUUGCAGUUGGUAUCUCAAAAAACAUGAGCUCAUUCACACAGGAGAGACGCCUUAUUGCUGUUCACACUGUGGGAAGGGUUUUAGAAACGCAAAUGAUUUAAAAGUCCAUGAGCGCAUUCACACAGGACUGAAGCCAUAUGUUUGUUCACACUGUUCGAAGAAUUUUAGAUAUUCAUGUGAUUUAAAAAACCACGAGCGCAUUCACACAGGAGAGAAGCCAUAUCACUGCUUAGACUGUGGGAAGAGAUUUACGAAAUCAAGUGGUUUAAAAAUUCAUCAACGCAUUCACACAGGAGAGAAGCCGUUUCAUUGCGCACACUGUGGCAAGAGAUUUACAAAAUCAAGUGAUUUGAAAUCUCAUCAACACAUUCACACAGGAGAGAAGCCGUAUCAUUGCUCACACUGUGGGAAGAGAUUUACACAUUCAAGUGGUUUGAGAGUUCACCAACGCAUUCACACAGGAGAGAAGCCGUAUCAAUGCUCACAGUGUGGGAAGAGUUUUAGAAAUCCAAGUAUUUUAAAAAACCACCAACGCAUUCACACAGGAGAGAAGCCGUAUCAGUGCUCACACUGUGGGAAGAGAUUUAGAAAUUCAAAAGAUAUGAAAAAUCAUGAACGCAUUCACACAGGAGAGAAGCCGUAUCAGUGCUCACACUGUGGGAAGAGAUUUACACAAUCAAGUAGUUUGAAAGUUCACCAACACAUUCACACAGGAGAGAAACCAUAUUGCUGUUCACAAUGUGGACGGAGUUUUAGACAACUAAGUUCCUUAAACAAACAUAAGCUUGUUCACUCAUUAGUAAAGCCGUAUCAGUGCUCAGAGUGUGAAAAAGGUUUUGCUUGCAGUCGGUAUCUCAAAAAACAUGAGCUCAUUCACACAGGAGAAAAGCCUCAUUGCUGCUCACACUGUGGGAAGAGUUUUAGAGAGGUCGCUUAUUUAAAAGUCCAUAAUCGCAUUCACACAGGACUGAAGCCAUAUGUUUGCUCACAUUGUUGGAAGAAUUUUAGAAAUUUAAGUGAAAUAAAAUCUCACGAACGCAUUCACACAGGAGAGAAACCAUAUCACUGCUUACACUGUGGGAAGAGAUUUACACAAUCAAGUAGUUUAAAAAGUCACCAGCGCAUUCACACAGGAGAGAAGCCCUAUCAAUGCUCACAGUGUGAGAAGAGUUUUAGAAGUUCAAGUGAUUUAAAAAAACACAAACGCAUUCACACAGGAGAGAAACCAUAUCACUGCUUACACUGUGGGAAGAGUUUUAGAAAUUCAAAAGAUAUGAAAACUCAUGAACGCAUUCACACAGGAGAGAAGCCGUAUCACUGUUCAUACUGUGGGAAGAGUUUUAGAUAUUCAAAAGAUAUGAAAACUCACGAAUGCAUUCACACUGGAGAGAAACCAUAUCACUGCUCACAGUGUGAGAAGAGUUUUAGAAGUUCAAGUGAUUUAAAUAAACACCAACGCAUUCACACUGAAGAGAAACCAUAUCACUGCUUACACUGUGGGAAGAGUUUUAGAAAUUCAAAAGAUAUGAAAACUCACGAACGCAUUCACACAGGAGAGAAACCAUAUCACUGCUUACACUGUGGGAAGAGUUUUAGAAAUUCAAAAGCUAUGAAAACUCACGAACGCAUUCACACAGGAGAGAAGCCGUAUCAGUGCUCAGACUGUGGGAAGAGAUUUACACAAUCAGGUAGUUUAAAAUUUCACCAACGCAUUCACGCAGGAGAGAAGCCCUAUCAAUGCUCAGUGUGUGAGAAGAGUUUUAGAAAUUCAAGUAAAUUAAAAAUCCACCAGCGCAUUCACACAGGAGAGAAACCAUAUCACUGCUUACACUGUGGGAAAUGUUUUAGAACAUCAAAAGAUCUAAAAACUCAUGAACGCACUCACACAGGAGAGAAGCCGUAUCAGUGCUCACACUGUGGGAAGAGAUUUACACGAUUAAGUACUUUAAAAGUUCACCAACACAUUCACACAGGUUGAAAACUUGCAUUUAUCUGUAUCACUGCUUAAACUGUGGGAAUAAUAAUUAAAAAAUAAAUAAAUAAAUAAAUAACCAGCACCUUCACACAGGAGUGAAACCAUAUUAUAGCUCAUAUUGUGAAAAGAGUUUUACAUAAUAAACCCGUUUGAAAAGCCACCAAUUUAUUCACAAUAGUGAGAAAUGUAUUGCUGAUCACAGUGUUAUUGCUUUAAAAAGUACCUCAUUUGCGUGCAUUGCUUAAUUAGCAGAUCAGAAGAAGGCGUCUUUGGUGUAGACUGCAGAAGCGGUUUUUGAAAUGUUGAAGGACCAUUAUACUGCUACAGCUUUAGCUAGCUGUGAUUACAGUUAGCCUUUCCAAUUGUAUGUGUCAGAUAAACAGGAGUUCUCUAAUGCCAUUUUAUCUCAGUAAUGGAGUUAGCAGCCUAUAAUCUCUCAGGCUAUGAUGUGAUAAUUUUUUUUUUUUACCAGAGUUGACAAUUAAGAGGGACCAGACAGUUAAUCUGUCAGACAGGAGGAUGACCAUUUUGGAUGGUGAGCAACAUGAUUGUUAGUUAACUUCUACUAGCACCAUGAAUGCAUGGCAGGAUUUAGAAAGUUAACUGCUACCACACACACAUCUAACUUUUUUGUAGAUGGUCAUCCUUAGUGGCCUAGAGUGACGUGAACACCCCUGAAUUUCAUCAUGGUAUCGCAUUUAAACAAGGUGUGGUGGUUAAAUAGGGGGCUGCUAAGCCACGUCUUAUGCAUUUUCCAGAUGCUCUCCAGUUUUGGUGUUUUGCUGAGUUUUCCUUGUUAUUUAUCUACCUCU
Molecule: messenger RNA, 4229 nt
Organism: Tachysurus vachellii
Lineage: Eukaryota; Metazoa; Chordata; Actinopteri; Siluriformes; Bagridae
Product: zinc finger protein 239-like
Exons: 4
Coding region: 49-3420 (1123 amino acids)
Biological process (GO): negative regulation of transcription by RNA polymerase II
Molecular function (GO): RNA polymerase II cis-regulatory region sequence-specific DNA binding; DNA-binding transcription repressor activity, RNA polymerase II-specific
Source: RefSeq, a predicted model, not a curated record